This is a messenger RNA of Dipodomys ordii (Ord's kangaroo rat), 1635 nucleotides long. RefSeq names its product GRAM domain containing 3 (gene Gramd2b). The record is from RefSeq and is a predicted model, not a curated record. NCBI's taxonomy places the organism in Eukaryota, Metazoa, Chordata, Mammalia, Rodentia, Heteromyidae. The transcript has 9 exons. The coding region runs from base 1 to 993 and encodes 330 amino acids.
AUGUCUAAGAUCAAGUGCUUCUCUUUCUUCUCCAGCUCCGAGGCUGAGAAUGGUGUGGAGGACAGAAAAAAAGUGUGCAGGUCCCCAACAGUCCCGUCACCUGCCCCAUCCACGGAAGCUGAAUCUCCAGACCAGAAAAAGAGCAUCUGCCUGCGGUCAAAAUCCAGUUUUGAGGGUGCGACUGUGUCAGGUGACAAGAACGAAUGCAAAACAGAAAACAAAAAUGUCCCUAAGACUGAAAGGAAAAAAUCUUUAUCUUCCAGCCAGUACAAGGCAAACAUGCACUUUCACAAGUUGUUCCUUGAAGUCCCAACCGAGGAGCCUCUGAGACAAAGUUUUACAUGUGCUCUACAGAAAGAAAUACUGUACCAAGGAAAGCUCUUUGUAUCAGAGAACUGGAUUUGUUUUCAUUCCAAGGUCUUUGGAAAAGACACUAAGAUCACUAUUCCAGCUUUCUCAGUAACCCUAAUAAAGAAAACCAAAACUGCUCUUCUGGUGCCAAAUGCUCUGAUCAUAACAACCGUCACAGACAGGGUAAGUACUCCAAGAGCAAGACUACCUCUCCCUCUGGCCUGCUCUGGACUCCUUUGCCUUAUAAACCUUCUGCUGACAGUCGCUAGGACCCUGCGCUGUAAAUAUUAUCAUCUGUUCUGCUCCUUUUCUGUUUUUAACCCAACAGGUCAGUCAGAAACAAUUGGAAUCUUACCUAAAUGUCCAGCCGUUCAACAUAUUCUUAUAUUCUAUGCAAUUGUUGUGUGUGCACUUAUCAUCUCCACUUUCUACAUGAGAUACAGAAUUAACACUCUGGAGGAGCAGCUGGGGUCCCUGACAACGACUGUGGACACUCACAGUACUGAACAGACUGUCUCGUCGGGCCUGGGGUCUGAAGUACAGUUAAACGUGGAGGUCCUCUGCCAAGAGCUCACAGCCAACAUAGUGAAACUAGAAAAGAUUCAAAACAACUUACAAAAGCUGCUAGAGAAUGGUGACUGACCAACCAGACCCGCUGGAGCCAACGUAAUACCUCAGUUUCCCCUGAAGAAGGUGCUCGCGAGGGGUUCUUAUUGAGCGCCCCCUGCUGGUCGGAGGCACGAGCGGAUGAGAAUCAGCUUGUUUGUGUUUGCCCUUGAAGAGCUCCAGUUCAGGAAAAGGGAGAAGGGGAAUCGUUUGCUUCUUGUGCAAUAAAAGUUGAUCUUGUCUCUCUGAGAAAGUGUUUGCUGCUCCUGUUGCUGCUGCUGCGUAAGAAAACAGACCCAUCUCGGGCCAGGACGGGCCAGGAGGACACUGUGGAAUGCCUGUAGUUCCAGAUUAUCUUGACUGCCAGUGAACACUCCACUUCAUGCCUUUUUAACCCUUCCUCUUCUCCUCUCUCCCUCCAUCUCUAAGUCACCAGCCUUCAGACUAAGGGAUACAUGGUGACCCACAAGGCCCAUGUGGUCCUUUACAAAUUAGCCAUGAGUCUCCAGAAAUGCAAUGAACGUCUAACUAGACAUGCUUGCUUCAAACAGAACUGACAUUUCUCUUUUUCUCUCUCUUUCUCAUUCUUUUGUUGUUAUGUUCUGAUGUAAAUCAUAUCUGUAUCAUAAUUUCUCAAUGCAGUUUUAGUAAGAAUGUUAAAUAGAGUGGAUUAAACUA